Alternaria alternata is the source of this 439-nucleotide messenger RNA. RefSeq lists its product as hypothetical. Lineage: Eukaryota; Fungi; Ascomycota; Dothideomycetes; Pleosporales; Pleosporaceae. Bases 63 to 290 code for a protein of 75 amino acids. The record is from RefSeq and is a predicted model, not a curated record. The transcript has a single exon.
GCGCCGAGUUACCGUGUUAGGCAAGUUUGACAAGGUGUUGAUCGCGGUGUGGUUAUGUUCGCAUGACGAGCCACCUGGGCAGGCGAGCGCAAUGUUGCGAAAGAUACCUUUCCUGGCCACAAUCCGCCACAGGCCUUGCUAACAAAUCUAGUAAUCUUUUGCACGGUCGAUAUUUGGAUGUCCAAACGUUCAAUGUAUAUUGUGCGCUCGAUCCUUGCCUGUCUGCUUGCAUGUUGUUAACAACAGCCGCUUUUGUUACCACCAACCGGUCUCUAGGCUUGAUGGUAUGAGUUGAACUAUGUAACUGCUUGGACAAUACAACAAAGCCUGUGCAUAUUUGAGGGAUCUUUACAUAAGCUGUAAAGAUGAUAAGCCAUUUGGGCACAAUGAGCGAUAUGCUGAAGUUUCGUCUUUUCUAGCUAGCACAGUCGACAGCACA